Molecule: messenger RNA, 1893 nt
Organism: Mauremys mutica (yellowpond turtle)
Lineage: Eukaryota; Metazoa; Chordata; Testudines; Geoemydidae
Product: serine protease 33-like
Exons: 6
Coding region: 36-1028 (330 amino acids)
Biological process (GO): proteolysis
Molecular function (GO): serine-type endopeptidase activity
Source: RefSeq, a predicted model, not a curated record
UCCCAGCCCUCAGAGGAGUUGGGGGAGCCGGUAUCAUGGGUGUUCUCCGCUGCCCGCUGCCUGCUCUGAUUCUGGUUCUCAUGCUGCCCCUGCUGGAGGGUGCUACAGAGUUCCAGUCAACCUGCGGGCAGUCGGUGGCCUCCGGCCGCAUUGUAGGAGGGCAGGAUGCCCAGAACGGGGCUUGGCCCUGGCAGGCCAGCAUCCGAUACAGCGGAGUCCACGUCUGCGGAGGGUCCCUCAUCACUGGGGAAUGGGUGGUGUCUGCGGCUCAUUGCUUCAAUUGGAGUCUGCUCCUCACUGCUUACUCUGUUUCCCUUGGGAGAUUCCAGCUGAAUAGCCAGAGUGCAAACGCCUUCACUUCUGCUGUGUCACAGAUCAUAAUCCACAGCGACUACAACCCCACCAGCCAUGCCUCAGACAUAGCCCUGGUGCACCUACACACACCCCUUCAGUACACCGCCUACAUCCUCCCCGUCUGCCUUCCGGACCCCAGUGAUUCCAUCGCGAAUGGCACCCCGUGCUGGGUCACCGGCUGGGGGAAGGUCCAGACGGAUGAAAGUCUCCCUGCACCCCGCACUCUGCAGGAGGUUCAGGUCUCACUCAUAGAUGUCGAGACGUGCAAUGACCUCUAUAGCAAACCCAUCACAGGGUCCCCGGGGUCACGCCCCAUUAAAGACGGCAUGGUUUGUGCUGGCUACCCCGAAGGAGGGAAGGACUCCUGCCAGGGGGAUUCUGGGGGACCCCUCGUUUGCUCGCAGGUUGGCUCCUGGUUCCUGAUUGGCAUCGUGAGCUGGGGAAUUGAGUGUGGCCUCCCCUACCGUCCUGGGGUCUAUACCCGGGUCUCGGCCUACUCUGACUGGAUCCAGCAGCAGCUCCCCAGUGUGGAAUUUGGGGUGGUUAAUGUCACCAUUAACCCUCAGCCUAAUGCUGGCUACACUCCAGCGCCCACCCCCCUGCUUCUCGGCACCCUCCUGCUGGCCAGUGCUGCCCCGGGGAUGGGGCCACCGCUUUCUAAGCUGCUAAGUUAACAAUCAGCCCUGCCAUGGAAAGGACAAGCCACCAGAAUUACAACCUAUGAUUAUAGGGCUGAGAGGGGAGUGGGAUCUAGUGGGUUAGUGACUGGGGGAGGGGACAGGGUGUCAGGACUCCUGGGUUCUAUCGCUGGCUUUGGGAGGGGAUUGAGAUCUGGUGGGUUAGAGCAGGGCUUGGGAGCAGGACUCCUGGGUUCUCUCCCUGGCUCUGCCACAGACUCCCUGUGUGACCUUCAGCAAGUCCCAGGUCUCUCUGAGUCUCAGUUCCCGUAGAUGUGAGAAGGGGAGAAUAAACGUGCCUUGGUCUGUUUAGAAAGUGAGCCCUUCGGGGCAGGGAUUGGCACCCACUGUGGGUCUGGGCAGUGCCAGCACAAUGGGGCACUGAUCUCAGUUGUAGUCUUUGCAUCACCUGGCACAAAGGAUUCCUGGCCCAUGUUCAGGUGUCGUAGGUCCUACAGUAACACAGAGAAUACUAGUAAUAAACGAUAUGUCUGUCUGUCUCGACUGCAUCUGUCUGUCUAGACUGUAUAUGCCUGGCUGUCUAGUUUGCUUUGUCUGUCUGUCAAAAUUGUUUCUGCCCCUCUGUCUAAAUUCUGCCUGUCUAGGCUGUCUGUCCCUUAAUAUCAGAGGGGUAGCCGUGUUAGUCUGGAUCUGUAAAAGCAGCAAAGAAUCCUGUGGCACCUUAUAGACUAACAGACAUAUUGGAGCAGGAGCUUUCGUGGGUGAAUAACCACUUCGUCGGAUGCAUGUCUAGACUGUGUCUGUCUGUACCGUCACCAUCUGUCUAUCUUGUGUUUGUCUGUCUAGGACGGGUCCAUCUCUCAUUACCCACAAUGAUACAAAAUAAAUAACCCCGAGAAUA